CCAUACUUUUCUGGGUAACCGUUGUCUCGAUGUUUACUUUCGGUUUGGUAACACCCUGUACGAUUCACAUAAAUUGCGCAGACGAUCUAUAUUUGUGAUGGGUGAAAAAAAAAAUUAAAACUGUGUAGUUUUAAAUUUAUACCAACAAAAAAAAAACACAGCAGGACAUGACUGGGUCAGUAACCAAAAUUUAAAGAUAGUCUCCAAUGCUUGAUGGAAUCAUUGAUUUAGCCGACACAGCGCUAGCUGUUAGAAAGCAUAAGCCAACAUAAUGCCCAAGUUCCUUGCUUUCAUCUGAUUGGCCCUAUUGAAGACAGCAAUUUCGCGCCAUUUUUUGGUAUAAUCAGAGAAUAUCCAUGGAAUUUAUUCCUGGGCAUCAGGCAUCUACUCUCCAAUGCAAUAGCACAGAGAAGCUUUGAAAGAAAAAAAAAAAAUUGAAAGAAAUUUUUUCAGGACUCUGGACAACCCUUGCCAUUGGCCAAGAAAUCAUAAUCUAAAAAUGGGUUUCUUCAAGUUUAAAUUUUUAACCCUUCUGAAAAAUCAUCUUUUAAAUAGCAUUUUCACCUCCAAAACAUUAAAAACAAGCUUCAAAUUUCAGACCUUGUUGUGGUAUAUUGUAAACAGUGUCCAUGGCAAGCCCAAUGACGCCGUCCCAUGUUGUUAUUGCCUAUGAUGCGACCAGGGACAGGGGUGAGCUGGAGCUUAAGCUCCCUGUCGAUAGUCUUCGAAUGAGGGGUGACAUUUUACAUUCAGGAGAUACCAUCAUUUUCCUGGGCGUCUUGCACAGGGUGGUUCACCCCAUGGGAUAUCAAUCAAAACCAUCCCCAGAAUUUUUUGGAACAAGCAUUCGUGCAGUGGAGGAAGAAGUUACAAAGAAAGUUGACGUGUAUGUUAACAUGCUUCUUCAAAGUGCGGAAAAGUGUGAAGAUCAAGGGGUCAGCGUUGAAGUCAAAGUUACUGCUGGUUUUCCCAUUAAACAGGUUAUUUUGCAAGAGAUUAUGGCCUGUAAUGCAGCUUGGGUUGUGCUUGAUAGGCACCUUAGACGGGAUUUGAGGUUCUUCCUUAAGCAGAUACCUUGCAAGGUUGCAAUAAUUCAAGAUAGCUUGGCUGUGGAUGUUGUGAGACCUCGUACAGCAGAUGAUACUGAUACUAUAGAACACAAAUUGUUUUAUUCAUUAUCCAAGCCUGUUCCGCCAUUCACUUGCCCAGGUAAUGGAAACAAUGAGCACUCAUCCAUCGCUUGCAGAAGCUACUCUGUAUCCGUUGGUGCACUGGAAAGCUCUGAUAUGCUUAAUAACAACUUGAUGCCUUCAUCUACAUUUAAGCUACGAGACUAUAGUCCUUUGUUGGAUCUAGCGUCUUCCUCUAAGCAAGAAAAUUCAGGAGCACAAGUGCAAGAGCCAAGAGAGAGAAUUGUAGAAAGAGGAGAGCAAAAUAGGAAGAAAAAUUCACUUACGCGUUGCCCACUACUUUUCUUGCAUUGCAAGCGAGCAUGAACGAGCACGAAAGAUUAUAGAGGUCCCAGGUGAAGAGUGAUAUCGAGAGACACCUUGGAAUUGAAAAAAAUGAGGAAAUUGAGAUAUCAGUUUUUCGGAAGGCUGCUGCAAGAUAGGGAUUUUUGUAAGAGUAUUUGUACAAGGCACCUCAAACUCAUUACUCCCAAACAUUUUUGUAUGAGGAUUUGUCUGAAAGCUCCCUUGGCUCCAACCUUGCUUAUGAAAGUAGGUGUUUUGAUGCGAACAUCCGUGACAGGGAUGAGAAAAUAUUUAGACAUAUUG
This is a messenger RNA of Prunus persica (peach), 1778 nucleotides long. RefSeq lists its product as uncharacterized. NCBI's taxonomy places the organism in Eukaryota, Viridiplantae, Streptophyta, Magnoliopsida, Rosales, Rosaceae. The transcript has 5 exons. Gene Ontology annotation, molecular function: oxidoreductase activity; 3-dehydroquinate synthase activity. The record is from RefSeq and is a predicted model, not a curated record. Gene Ontology annotation, biological process: aromatic amino acid biosynthetic process. Bases 630 to 1496 code for a protein of 288 amino acids.